AUGUCAUCAGUUUUGUAUACAGAUAUUAUAUUGCCCUCUGUUAUGGUCCCGGGGCCCGUAGCCUGGGCCCUUGAGUAUGGCUGACGCCACAGGGAUGUGGCUAGUGGGUGGCAUGGAGGAUUAUCAAGGAGAUAGUCAUAUGGGAGCUGUGUUAAGGAGCUGUGUUAGGAUAGCAGAGAGAAGAGUUUAUAUCUCGCGCACAGAGGGGCUGGGAGAUUUCUUCCUUCUCUCUCUUCAGUUUAGAUCAACGAAACUUGGGUCGAACGUGCUAUAGACUAGCACUUGUCUCCCUGCUUCGCAGGAUAUAUGGUUAAUCACAGGUUUUGCUCCAAUGAAAAGUCGCCU
Messenger RNA from Eremomyces bilateralis CBS 781.70, 345 nucleotides. RefSeq lists its product as uncharacterized. Bases 77 to 274 code for a protein of 65 amino acids. NCBI's taxonomy places the organism in Eukaryota, Fungi, Ascomycota, Dothideomycetes, Eremomycetales, Eremomycetaceae. The transcript has 2 exons. The record is from RefSeq and is a predicted model, not a curated record.